This is a messenger RNA of Amoebophrya sp. A120, 2758 nucleotides long. The record is from the annotation of a GenBank genome assembly. NCBI's taxonomy places the organism in Eukaryota, Dinophyceae, Syndiniales, Amoebophryaceae.
AGGUACUUUUUUUUCCAGUUCCCUGGUGCUGCGGCGUCAGUAGCAACGAACGUUGUUAGGCUCUGAGUAGGCCUUCUGAUUUCAUUGUGUUUCUAGCUUGCUCGUCGUAAGACAUCAAACGACCAAGAUGCAGGCCGUUACGGACUUGGUUGCAGCGCCGUUUCGGUUUGCGACGUCAAAGACAGGCGUUGCUGUGGUUUCUGUUGCGACCACGGGAUACCUGGUGGGAAAGCUUUUGCAGGCGCGCUUGCGCAUGAUUGGCAAGGACGAGCAACUGGUGAUGGAGACCGCGACGGAGUUACUCGUGAUCACGGGCCCGCGGGUGAUCAUGAUGCCACUGGUGCUGAAAAACAGCGAGAAGAAAAAAGCGCUGACGUUGCUCAAGACGGAGUACUGCAUUGUGAAGAACAGUCUGACCGGCAUCAGCAAAUGCGAGGUCGGCCCAAAAAUGGUGUUCCUCCAGCCCUACGACGAGGUCGUGGGCGGAGGCGCUCGGCAAAUGAUCACGCUGUUGCGCAACGAGUUCGUGCGGUUCAAGGACCAGACGACGGGGAAGAUUCGGGUCGAGAAGGGUGAGCAGGGAGCGGUGAUGCCCUCCCCUACGGAAGUGUACGUGGAUGCCGGCGGCAAGCGCACCGCCGUCGACCUCAACGCCUCGGAGUGGUGCAAAACAGAGAACAAGGAAACGGGGCGCGUCAUGGUUCACAAAGGGCCUCAGCUAGUCUUUCUCGACAGUUACGACGAAUUCGUGUCGAAGCCAGCCAAGCAAAAAGCCCUAGACCUUAAGGUCUACCAGUGGGUUCGUGUGCAGGUGAGAAUGGAUCAGACUACUACUGUGUUGAAUGAUAAAAUCGGAUCUACUUUCCUGCCAGAGAAAUGUUGUACAAUGUGGCGAGCACACGUUUCUCAUUUUGCAGUCAUAAUCGGGUAGCUCGUUUUUGAGCCUCCUCCAUUCAUUCUAGAUAGGUCUUUGUGACGGCAGUUUCAUCUCGAUGAAAACAGGACCACGAAACGGGAAAAACGCGAGUGGAACGCGGAGAGAAGCUGCUGUUCCCCGGUGCGUAUGAGGAGUUUCAGCUUCCGGUGCAGAACGCGGUCGAAAUUGACGACCAGACCGCAGUUCUCGUGCGCAACAAGAGGUCCGGGCAGCAACACCUGGAGAAAAAACUGCAGCUGUUCGUACCGAAAGACGACGAAGAGAUCGUGGAGGUGCGACCCCUGGUGAAGUUGGCGGACUACGAGGCCUGCAUUGUCCGCGGGAAGGACGGAAAGGACCAGUUCUUCUUUGGCAAGCACCCGGACCAGCGCAGUUUCUUCGUGCCGCCCUUCUCCGAGUUGGUCCAGCUGUGCUGGAGCCGGGGCCGCCGCCGGGAGUUUCGGGACCUGCUUGUGACAAAAUUGGACCUGCGCCCCAUGUUCAUGUCGUUCGAGUUCAACUGCCGAACGGCCGAUAAUGUGGAGCUGGUACUUAUUUUUCGUCCGUUUCUGGUUUUGCUAGGCUUGUUUCGAACAUUAUCCAGAGUUUGUAGUUUAAGCAGUAUAAAGCAAGAAACUACGACCCUGCUGCUUCAGGUUCUAGAAGGAACGCUGUUUUGGGAAAUCGCAGACCCAGUGGAGAUGCUGAAGUAUACGAAUGACACCACCGGGGACAUCUGCAACCACGCACGAUCACAGUUCAUCGAGCGCGUGUCUCGGGUCUCCCUGCAGCUAUGGAUUGCAAAAAUGUCUGGGUCUGGAAGAAUGCAACUUGUGAUGCUAUUUUUGGAAUCUAAAAAAUCUGUAUUGCAUGAACAGCAAGUGCAAGAGGCGUCCAGUUUUUGCUCCGCGGAGAGGGCAUUUGUCAUGCGGGAUAGGCAUCAAGAUACCUCCCGCAAAAAAAUCUGUCAUGCUAGGUCAUGCAUUGCAGGCAUCAUAGCCCAUGCGAAAUAUGCAUGACAAACCGGUCGACGUGCGCACCGCUGCGCCAUUAAGGUCAAAAAUAGGAAUGAGAUACAUCUUCAGGUUAGUAGUCACAUCCUGCGCAGCUAUAUGAAAAAAAAAAAAAAUAUGCAUGACAAACCUGGACAUCUUCCAGACCCAGACAUUUUUACAGUUGAUAGCAGCAGUUCAUGAGCGACUUCAACGUCAUCGCGGCGGAGGCCCACCGCCACGACGACACCUUUUACAAGCAGCGCGGCUGUAAAAUCCACUCUUUGGAGGUCACGGGGUACCACUGCGCGGAGUCCAAAACGGCCGAGGUACUGGGGCAGAUCAUUCAGGAAACCACAAAUCGGAUGAACCGCCUGCAGAAGCAAGAAUCUGAAUCCGAGGUCCAGCUCAGCAAAAUCAAAGGUAGAAGAGGGCGAGCACAUCGAUCGCCUGAUGGUUUUGAGUUUUGUUGUUAAUUUUCUUAGCAACUCCAGGAGACUGCGAUAAAAAAAGUUUUUACUUCUAGUGCAACAAAAUACUUAAGUACUACUUCGCAGGUCAAAUUGCCGAGGAGGAGGCGCGGAAGAGUCUUCUGGCCAUCCAAACGGAGAACUCGAACGCGAGGAUGGCCAUGGAAGGCUUGGGCGAAGCAGUGAAAAUCACCGAGUUUUUGGGAAAGUUGCAGAAUCACCAGUUGGCAACGGAGACCUGCAUCACGAUGUGGAACGUGUUGCGCAAACGGGAAGCUCUGGCAGAGGUCAGCCAGGGUGACGCGCGCUUGUUCUUCACUCCGAAAGACGUCAAUCUUUCCAUUGAGUCGCACGACCACGGCAGCGUAGCGGGUGCGUAG